Haplochromis burtoni (Burton's mouthbrooder) is the source of this 7050-nucleotide messenger RNA. RefSeq names its product protein tyrosine phosphatase non-receptor type 4a (gene ptpn4a). Gene Ontology annotation, molecular function: protein tyrosine phosphatase activity; cytoskeletal protein binding. Gene Ontology annotation, biological process: protein dephosphorylation. The coding region runs from base 577 to 3660 and encodes 1027 amino acids. The transcript has 27 exons. The record is from RefSeq and is a predicted model, not a curated record. Gene Ontology annotation, cellular component: cytoplasmic side of plasma membrane; cytoplasm; cytoskeleton. NCBI's taxonomy places the organism in Eukaryota, Metazoa, Chordata, Actinopteri, Cichliformes, Cichlidae.
UGCGCAAUUACGUCGCCGCGCUGCCGCUGCUGUGCUGCAGGGCAGACAGGCAAAGCAGCUGCGGAGACAGCGGGGAGUGCUGACAACAGCGCACAGGCUCGUGCUGGGAAACUCAGAAACGCAACAUUUUCCUAAUUUGCGGCUUUAAUGUGCGGCUUUCUUCGCGCCUGAAACGUUCACUCUUUGUUUCGGUGCAUGCGUGGGAUUAUUUUCCUCAUUCCGUCGGCCUGAAAUGACUGCUGGUCCCCGCGUCUAGCCAAUGGUUACCGCUGGGGGUCCUGUCCUGUGGAUUAUCCGUCGUCGCCGAGCCAGUCGCAUGGUCGAGCCCGGAGGAGGCCCCUCUCUGCUGGAUGGAUGUGCGUGAAUCAGCGCGGAACUCUGAGCCACUGAUGAGCGCUGUGAUAAAGAUGUCGCCUGGAUUUUAUCGGCAGCGGCUGGACUGAUCUUGGAUGUUCGGGCUCUGUCGCCCCCCCACCCCCCCUGUAUACACAGACCAUUUCCUCACAUAACAAAAAUUGUAUUCCUUAAAAACUGGACGCCCCUGGAGCAGUUUAUGACGACCCUGGUAGGAGCGUGAUGAGCGCGCGCUUCCGCUUGCCUGCUGGCAGAUCCUACAAUGUCCGGGCGACUGAGCUGGAGCGAGACAGGCAGCACACACAGGUUGUGUGCAACGUACUGCUGCUGGACAACACAGUCCAGGCCUUCAAAGUCAAUAAGUCGGAUAAUGGCCAGGUGCUGCUGGAUGCUGUCUUCAAGCACCUGGAGCUGACCGAGAGGGACUAUUUUGGCCUGCACCUGACUGACGACUCAUCAGAUGCACCACGCUGGCUGGAUCCCAAUAAGCCCGUCAGGAAACAGUUAAAAAGAGGGUCUCCCCAUAACUUAAGCUUCAGAGUCAAAUUCUUUGUCACAGACCCCAAUAAACUUCAGGAAGAAUACACACGGUACCAGUAUUUUCUGCAGAUCAAACAGGAUAUAUUAACUGGAAGAUUGCCCUGUCCUCACAACACAGCCGCGCUGCUGGCUUCCUACGCCGUGCAAUCUGAGUUGGGGGACUACAGUGAAGCAGAGCAUAGUCCGGGCUAUCUGUCUGAGUACUCCUUUAUCCCAAACCCCCCUCAAGACUUUCACAAAGAGGUCGCCAAACAUCACCAGCAGCACAGCGGUCUAUCUCCGGCCGAGUCAGAGUUUAAUUAUCUGAACACAGCACGCACGCUGGAGCUCUAUGGGGUAGAGCUGCACUAUGCAAGGGACCAGAGUAACACAGAGAUUCUCCUCGGGGUGAUGUCUGCUGGAAUUGUGAUUUACAAGAACAGGGUACGGAUCAACUAUUUCCCAUGGUUGAAAAUAGUGAAAAUCUCCUUCAAGUGCAAACAGUUCUUCAUCCAGCUGAGAAGAGAGGCAACCGAGUCUCGUGAGACGCUGCUCGGCUUCAACAUGGUCAACUACCGGGCCUGUAAGAACCUGUGGAAAGCCUGCGUGGAGCACCACACCUUCUUCAGGCUGGAGCGGCCCAUCCCGCCGCAGAAGAACUUCUUCGCCUACUACUUCACCCUGGGCUCCAAGUUCAGAUACUGCGGGCGGACGGAGGUGCAGUCUGUGCAGUACGGGAAGGAGAAAGGCAUCAAGGACAGAGUGUUUGCCAGGUCACCCAGCAAGCCGCUGGCCAGGAAGUUGGUGAGUGGAACCGACUGGGAGUCGGUCAGCAGGAACAGCCUAUCGGACGAGAGAUUGGAGACCCAGAGCCUGCCCACUCGCUCCCCGCCCGGCACGCCCAAUCAGAACUCGCUGUUUGUCCAAGAAGGCACGCGACUACGGCCGUCGUCGGUCGGCCACCUGGUGGAUCACGUGAUCCACGCUUCACCCAGCCUGCCCGUCUUCUCCUCCAAUCACAAGUCGGCGUCGUCCACGCAGGCUAACAGCAUCAGCCUGGACUCCACACCGUCUCCAGAUGGGGUGGAUGGCCAGCCUCCAGCUCUCCCGCCCAAGCAGCUGAGCAGGAAGACCCUGAGCCAGAUCAUCCAGGCCCACUCCCAGCAAAGCCUGCUGGACAAUCACCUCAAUGAGAUGUAUGACGUUCCCGUCAAUGCCGACAAGACCACGCUGAACGGAGUAGUCCCUCACGAUAACUUGGUCCUGAUCAAGAUGAGACCGGAUGAACACGGACGCUUCGGCUUCAAUGUCAAGGGUGGAGCUGACCAGAAAAUGCCCAUCAUUGUGUCUAGAGUGGCUCCGGGAACCUCAGCUGACCUCUGUGUGCCUCGCCUUAACGAGGGCGACCAGGUAGUCCUGAUUAAUGGGCGGGACAUCUCUGACCACACCCAUGACCAGGUAGUCAUGUUCAUCAAGGCCAGCUGUGAGAACCACUCCGGGGAGCUCAUCCUAUUGGUCAGACCUAAUGCCAUCUAUGACGUGGUGGAGGAGAAGGUGGAUCCAGAGCCAGAUUUUCAGUACAUCCCUGAGAAAUCCCCUCAGGACCCGGCCCAGCUAGACCAGCAUGCUUUGAGAGACUCUAUGGUCGCACUGAAGGAAGGCCUGGGCGGCGGAGCCAUACUGGCACAGUUUGAUCAACUGUACAGGAAGAGGCCGGGGAUGACGAUGCUGUGUGCCAAAUUACCUCAGAACGUUUCCAAAAAUCGCUACAGAGACAUCUCUCCCUAUGAUGCCACCCGCGUCAUUCUGAAAAGCACAGAUGAUUACAUCAAUGCAAAUUACAUCAAUAUGGAGAUUCCUGCGUCCAGCCUGAUAAACCGCUACAUCGCGUGCCAGGGCCCGCUGCCCAACACCUGCCCCGACUUCUGGCAGAUGACGUGGGAGCAGGGCUCAUCCAUGGUGGUCAUGCUGACCACCCAGGUCGAGAGAGGGCGGGUGAAGUGUCACCAGUACUGGCCCAACCCCGACAACAGCGCCACAUACGGAGACUUUAAAAUCACGUGCCACAAUGAAGAGGGCAACUCUGCCUUCCUGGUCCGGGAGAUGACCCUCACACACACACCGAGCGAGCAAAAGAGGGAAAUCACUCAGAUUCAGUACGUGGCUUGGCCCGACCACGGCGUUCCCGACGACUCCACUGAUUUCCUGGACUUUGUGGCUCUCGUACGGACCAAACGGGCUGGACAGGACCAGCCAAUGGUGGUGCACUGCAGCGCUGGGAUUGGUCGGACGGGCGUUCUGAUCACCAUGGAGACGGCGCUGUGUCUGAUGGAGUGCGGUCAGCCGGUGUAUCCUCUAGAAAUUGUCAAGACCAUGAGAGAUCAGCGGGCCAUGAUGAUACAGACGCCUAGCCAGUACCGCUUCGUGUGCGAGGCCAUCCUCAAGGUCUACGAGGAAGACCUGUUCAAGCCGCUGAAGACGGCCCUCUACCAGCAGAGAGAGAAGGCGGCCGACGAGAAGGAGGAGGAGCGCAAAGAGCAGCAGAAAGCGGGAGAGGAGCGAGACGAGGCGGCGACGGCAGAGAAAGGGGAGGCGGCCAAGGUGGAGAUGCUGGAAGAAGAGCUGGACGGAGAGGAUGACGACGAAGUCGAGGUGCUGGAUGUGGGAGAAGUGACAGAAGAGGGGGAGGAAGAAGAGGAGGAGGAGGAAGUGGAGGAGCCGAGCGUCGCCAGUGCCACCAGCGCGACGAGCGAGACCAGCGCGAACCCCGAUCCCGCUAACCCGUGACGUGGGUGGGCGGGGCUCACCGGGAGGAGGCCGGACGAGAGAACAAAAGCACUGUUGCACUUUAAGCUGACAAAAAAUGAAACGAACAGACAAACUGACAUGAAAACCUUUGGACGUGAUGAGUUAAAAAACCCAGCUGUGUCGAACAGGUACCUUUAGGGGGAGUUGAUGUUCAGGGUAACGAAAAGAAGAAUCAAAGAAUGAACGAGAUGAUAAAACGUGGAUGGGGAGUUGCUGUAGUGCCAUAAGUACGAAGGGGAAGGGCGGCCACUGUGGAUGGAAAGCCUCCCCUCUCUCUCUUAUUAUUUUAGUUUUUUUAAGUCCCAAAGGGUUGCCCUGUCCCCUUCGGAGUGAGUCUGCCAGACGGACCUGCCUUUUUUUUUUUUUAGUGUCCUUUUAGCAGAUAAAGAGAAAAACCUUAUCUUUUGUUCCUCAGAGUAUUUAUUGUGUUUUAGUUUGUGUCAAACCCUGUCCACUGAACAAAAAAACGCUGUAUGUUUUGUUUGUACAAGUCUAGAGCUUCAUGCUUUCCUGAUUAAAUCUUAGGUAGUAAAGUAGUGUGAUUCCUCUUCUUCGAACUACUUCUUUAUUUCUUUUGAUUUUUGUGGUUUGGGGGGGGGCAAAAACAACAACAGUGAUUUAAUUUAUUGUACUUGCUUUGAUCUUUCUCGUCUCGCCUCUCGUUCGGCGCUGGGGAGAGUUUGGUACUCGAUCCUUCUGUGAGCGGCGUGUUUGAGCCCACAGACGCACACGUGGACGUCGUUUGGCGGGGGUUUUGAUCCUCGUCACCACAGCUCCCGUCCGCUUUCGCUCACUUUCACGCUCCUGCAUCGAUUCGCUUCUCACUAAAAACCCCGGUGUCCUCGAGCCGGACAGCGUCCCUCCGACCAGAGGGGCGCACCGUGGAUUAGGAUUAAUGUGGAGCCUGAAGUCUUCAUCGUGACAAAGAUGGUUUCUUUUAACCGAGCUGGAUCCCGCCGGGCGGUACCUUCUGCUGAACCCGGUCCGAGCAGGUCAUGUCAGUGUUUUGGCUUCAAAUCAUCAGGAAGCGCCACAUUUUCCUCACUGUCUACCUGAAAACGCCAUUCAUGUUUUAUAUAUGCAACCUGUAGAGCCCAGUUACAGAUGUGAAGCUACAGCAACAUAAACUCUGCUGCAAUGAAUUUGAAUGUGUUCAUUUGGUGAUUAAGGUUUUUUUAAAUUACACUGCGGGAAGUGAAGACGAUUAGAAAAUUCUUCAGGAAUGUUCGAUUGGCCACGAAACGAAAGUGAUUGCCACGUCUCCUGCAGUAUCCUCUCAUGUUUCACACCUCUAAUCUCUGGCCACAUCAAAUUCUAAAUCAAAUAUAGUCAUUUGAGUUAAUUGGUCCAUUUCAUUUUGCAAAAGAAGAGUCAGACUUUAUGUCUGUAUGCUUUAUGUGCGCCUGAAGCAGAGAUCCUGGAGAAAGAAAGCCUGGAUAUGUUGACCUUGCUUCCUCAGGCUGGAAAUACUGGUCUUCUUUAUGCAACUCAGAUAGUUCUUGCUUUCUUUGCACAGGUCUUUAAUGUUUAAAGGAACAGGUAGAGGGUCAGACAUCUGUGGGUGAAAGCUGCUACAAGUUUUGUGCAAUCAGUAUUGUUUUUUUUCACCCCCCACAGCGUUUGCACAAUAGUAGCAAACUUUAAUCGCUCCCUCCAUCGAUCUCCCCGCGUUUAGUCUUUUUGUUUUUUCAGCCCAGACCGGAGCAAACCCGGGUACAUGCUGACAGUCCAGGUGGAAGUGUGGUUACUCUGAGCAGUCACCCGAUUCAGCGUUAACCUGAGAAAAACUCGCUGUGAGAGGUCUGACAGCAGCCUGUGCGUGAGAGUUGUUUACAGAAGCAGCACAAACACAACAUUCAGCCGAUAUUUCCCUUUUUGUUGGUUCUCUUUUCCCUAAACGAUACCUCAUCUUUGUAAGACAUGUUUAGAUUAUAGGUGAGACUAAACGAUUUUCGUAUUUUCAUUUCACAGAACCCAGGUAGUCGGUUUUAUUUGUAAAAACCGGUGAUGCUGCUGCGCUCGAGUGUGGCGAUGAGUUUCAUCUCGGCUCUCGCAGCGGAUUCUGCUGGAAACCAAUACCGCUGUGUGUGUGUGUGUGUUGUGUGUGUGUGUGAGAAAAAUACGAAUGUGUGUUUUCGGUUUUCGUCCUCCGUUACCUCUCCCUCUCUGUUCCUCAGCCAUCUCUAACAUGUACUUUGGCAGCUGUCUGCUCUCAGCCUGCUUGCCUGUAAACUGGAAUGAAAGGUUGAGCCGUGAAGCCGCAGACCUGCUCGAACCUGAUCUCAAGUUUCUGGAAAAAACAAGACAAAAGAAACAAAAUAAGAAACAGAAAGGGAGCCUUCCUGAAGUGUGGUUUAAAAAAGAAACUGGUUGAAUCUUCGCCUGUGAAACAAUUCACUUUGUGCUCAUGCCUCCUUUUCGAACAGCUGAAUCAUCCUUGGCCACAUGUAGAGGUGGGAUUAAGAAGAGCCUGGAAACUGCUUUCCUCUUCACUCUUUUCUUUCUUCCCUCCUCCUCCUUAAUCUCUCCCGUGUUGCAUCCCUCUCCCAAAAUUGGCCUAACACACUUCAGUCAUUUCUGCAGAGCCCACGCAACAUCCACAGUUCUCUCCUCAUUGUUUUCCCCAGCUGCCUCUCUUUUUGGAUCAUUAUACAUGGAUCCCACUCUCUGCAUGGCCUGGAGGCGAGUGACACAUCCGUGCAGAAUACCGUGGGUACAGUAUCAAACAGCCUGUUUUCCACAGAAGGACAAACUGAGGCUAGUCAUGGGAGGGCCGGCGAUUUUUUUUAACUUUUGCUUUUAUUGACAAACGCGCCGCAGGCCCACAUCUGUGAGUGUGCACUCUGGAAGAAGUGAAGCUUUUGUUUUUGGCAGCAGAAUUAAAAGUGCCACCAAAAAAAAAAAUACAAAAAACUCGUCAUGAGACGAGAAAACGUGCGGUGAGAGGUCGAUGACGGAGGAUUCGAGCCGUCUGUGUUCGACGUGUUUUUGUUGACACGUAAUCGGUACUGUCUGUGUAUCCAAGGUUACUGAGCUGAAGUAGUGUGGAGGGGCGCGGGGAGGGCUCGGGGUGUAUUUUUGUAAAGAUAACGAAGAAGAGACAGCACUUUGUAGAAGGCUGAUUGGCGGGUAGUCCUACUGAGAGAGAAAGAUGAGGCAUAAAGCAUUGUUCAGAUGUUCUUCUUUUUAAUUUAUCUUUUUUAAAAUUUUGUUUGAAAAUAAGACACCUGUAGGGAUCAAGAAUAAAAAAGAACUAACUACACAGUGCCACUUGCUAAUUUUGUGUAAAUAGUACUAGAACAUGUAAAUAUAAUGUUGUAUAUGAAAAAAAACUUUAAAAUAAAAGGGAAAAUCAUUUGUGAGCAGAAA